GUGCGGCCCUGCAUUGCAUCAAAUCAGCUGCCCCAUCACGGCCAUGCCCACGCCCGUCAUUCUGGGCCAAGGAGAACCUCGGGUGGCAGGCAGCACAGCGGGGGAGGCGGCGGUGCCAGGCCAGGAGGAAUUUGGCGAUGACAUUUACCGUCUGGCGAGGGAGCAGCCGUGGGUGGUGGCAGCAACUCAUCGAGCGGCGUGGAGGAGGGAGCCGCCAGGUGGACCACGCCUACAGCCUGCACGUCACCGCCCGCCAUGCACUAAGGGCUGUGGGCGUGCAUGACCGCCAACCAAAGACUCAGCCCAGAGGAAGAGCCAGGCCAGCACCACCACAGGGACAGAGGACGAUGAGGAGAGUGUUCCAACGCUGCUCCAACUCAAGGUUCAUAGGCCACACGCUGAGCCCUGCCAAGAUGUCCUGCCAGGUGGUCGGCCUCCACCCCUACACCUCCCACUGGUUCCUCCUGCUGCCCCACUACAAGGAUGUGCCAAGUAUGCCCUCCAGCCUGCAGUCCUUGGAUGAAACCCUCCACACUCUGACCUGUGUGUUGGCCCGCCAUGUGUACGCCCUCGGCCUCAGCAGUCUGCCGCUGGAGCGCGUCGGUGAACGGCGACUCGUCAGGAGGGGCUUCACCAAGCGCUCCGGCCUGGAUCAAUCACCUAAGAUGGAAGCCUUGGGUCUGCCUGGGUCCCUGCUGCCGCUGUGGUCACUCUCCCCGCCCCUGCCCGUGCUGCAGCCCUCAGCCCCGACCUCACCCUCAUGAACUGCUCUGACGUGAAGGAUCACUUGGUCAACAUGCUGCUGAAUAGUGGAAAGUGUGACGGUGGUGGCGGACAAGAUCGCUGGCCCUUUCCACCUUGGCCAUCCACCUCUACCACGAGUUGGCCCACCAAACACUCCACACCAAGGUUAACAAGGCCAUCAAUGUGCUCCAGGCAUACCUCAAGGUUUGGCUUUACUCCCCUCGUUGUUUUGGUGGUGUAGUAAGUGUGGGUCAGGGAUGUUGCGGGAUUCAGUUCCCCUGUCUUUUGUCCCUCCCUCAUCCCUGAUCUCCCUGUCCUUAUACCAACAAGAACCAGUCAGUCAGUCCCUCAAGGUCCGGGUAUGCGGGUGAAGUGUUUUCACCUCAAGGAACUAGACGUCCCUGCCCUGCAUAGUCUCAGGUCACCCUUGGACAAGGUGUAAUACCUGAUCUGUCUCCCGUGCCAGUGUCACGGUGAAGCCUCUGGGCAGCAGCAGUGGUGGAUUGGAUUGCAGGCAGAGGAUCUCUUUAUGAGACAAUGGCUGGAGUUCCAGGGUCCUAGUCAGCUGGACCGUGCCUAAUUAUUUAGGCCUGCGGUGUAGAGGAGUGUGGCGACCUCUUCACUAAAAAGCCUCCCUGGGAACCAGUUGUCGGUGUGAGCUCCCCGUCCCUCCCUUCUAUCGACGGUACUCCCAUCCCUAUUCUGCAUAACAGCUGGUUCUUGUUUUCUCCUGAAAG
Eriocheir sinensis (Chinese mitten crab) is the source of this 1481-nucleotide messenger RNA. RefSeq lists its product as uncharacterized. The record is from RefSeq and is a predicted model, not a curated record. NCBI's taxonomy places the organism in Eukaryota, Metazoa, Arthropoda, Malacostraca, Decapoda, Varunidae. Bases 138 to 764 code for a protein of 208 amino acids. The transcript is spliced from 6 exons.